Messenger RNA from Nematostella vectensis (starlet sea anemone), 2451 nucleotides. Its product is annotated as endo-1,4-beta-xylanase B-like. Bases 464 to 2197 code for a protein of 577 amino acids. NCBI's taxonomy places the organism in Eukaryota, Metazoa, Cnidaria, Anthozoa, Actiniaria, Edwardsiidae. The transcript is spliced from 2 exons. The record is from RefSeq and is a predicted model, not a curated record.
UAUACCGGACUAUACCAGGUAGGAUAUACCGGACUAUACCAUGUAGGAUAAACCGGACUUUACCAGGUAGGAUAUACCCGACUUAACCAGGUGGGAUAAACCGGACUUUACCAGGUAGGAUAUACCGGACUUAACCAGGUGGGAUAUACCCGACUUAACCAGGUGGGAUAAACCGGACUUUACCAGGUAGGAUAUACCGGACUUAACCAGGUGGGAUAUACCGGACUUUACCAGGAAGUAUAUAUCAUUUUGAACGCUUUGUAUUCAAUUUUCACAGUAAAAUUUCAUUCUAUCGCUCAAUGGAGCUCAAGAGCAAAAGUAACAUGCAAAAUGAAAUGUUCUAUAUCUGAAAGUUCUUUUCGCUCAUUUGACGAUUUUUAUCGUACGCGCUCACCAACCGUGAAAUAACCUUUAAUUACCAGUUAGGAUAUACUGGACAUUACCAGGUAGGAUAUACUGGACUAUGCCAGGUAGGAUAUACCAGACUAUACCAGGUAGGAUAUACCAGACUAUACCAGGUAGGAUAUACCAGACUAUACCAGGUAGGAUAUACCAGACUAUACCAGGUAGGAUAUACCAGACUAUACCAGGUAGGAUAUACCAGACUAUACCAGGUAGGAUAUACCAGACUAUGCCAGGUAGGAUAUACCAGACUAUGCCAGGUAGGAUAUACCAGACUAUACCAGGUAGGAUAUACCAGACUAUACCAGGUAGGAUAUACCAGACUAUACCAGGUAGGAUAUACCAGACUAUGCCAGGUAGGAUAUACCAGACUAUGCCAGGUAGGAUAUACCAGACUAUGCCAGGUAGGAUAUACCAGACUAUGCCAGGUAGGAUAUACCAGACUAUACCAGGUAGGAUAUACCAGACUAUACCAGGUAGGAUAUACCAGACUAUACCAGGUAGGAUAUACCAGACUAUACCAGGUAGGAUAUACUGGACUAUGCCAGGUAGGAUAUACCAGACUAUACCAGGUAGGAUAUACCGGACUAUACCAGGUAGGAUAUACCAGACUAUACCAGGUAGGAUAUACCAGACUAUACCAGGUAGGAUAUACCAGACUAUACCAGGUAGGAUAUACCGGACUAUGCCAGGUAGGAUAUACCAGACUAUACCAGGUAGGAUAUACCAGACUAUACCAGGUAGGAUAUACCAGACUAUACCAGGUAGGAUAUACCAGACUAUACCAGGUAGGAUAUACCAGACUAUACCAGGUAGGAUAUACCGGACUAUGCCAGGUAGGAUAUACCGGACUAUGCCAGGUAGGAUAUACCGGACUAUGCCAGGUAGGAUAUACUGGACUAUGCCAGGUAGGAUAUACUGGACUAUGCCAGGUAGGAUAUACUGGACUAUGCCAGGUAGGAUAUACCAGACUAUGCCAGGUAGGAUAUACCAGACUAUACCAGGUAGGAUAUACCAGACUAUACCAGGUAGGAUAUACCAGACUAUACCAGGUAGGAUAUACCAGACUAUACCAGUUAGGAUAUACCAGACUAUACCAGGUAGGAUAUACCAGACUAUACCAGGUAGGAUAUACUGGACUAUGCCAGGUAGGAUACACCAGACUAUCCCAGGUAGGAUAAACCGGACUAUACCAGGUAGGAUAUACCAGACUAUACCAGGUAGGAUAUACCAGACUAUACCAGGUAGGAUAUACUGGACUAUGCCAGGUAGGAUAUACCAGACUAUGCCAGGUAGGAUAUACCAGACUAUACCAGGUAGGAUAUACCAGACUAUACCAGGUAGGAUAUACCAGACUAUACCAGGUAGGAUAUACUGGACUAUGCCAGGUAGGAUAUACUGGACUAUGCCAGGUAGGAUAUACCAGACUAUACCAGGUAGGAUAUACCAGACCAUACCAGGUAGGAUAUACCAGACUAUACCAGGUAGGAUAUACUGGACUAUACCAGGUAGGAUAUACUGGACUAUACCAGGUAGGAUAUACUGGACUAUGCCAGGUAGGAUAUACUGGACUAUACCAGGUAGGAUAUACCAGACUAUACCAGGUAGGAUAUACUGGACUAUCCAGGUAGGAUAUACCAGACUAUACCAGGUAGGAUAUACCAGACUAUACCAGGUAGGAUAUACUGGACUAUACCAGGUAGGAUAUACUGGACUAUGCCAGGUAGGAUAUACCAGACUAUGCCAGGUAGGAUAUACCAGACUAUACCAGGUAGGAUAUACUGGAUUAUAUUAACUACUUAUUAACCGAGCGCGAGGGCUAUACGGAAAAAUAUCGAUAUACCGAGGUCUUUAAUGUCGUGCUGAAAAGACCGAGGUGUGAUAUUUCUCCGUACAGCCCGAGCAAGCAAGGUUAAUAAAAGUUUUGUUAUAUGUUUUUUAAAAAAUUAAAAUGACGAGAAAACAAAUCAACUUCCGCUUUCGCGGGAAUAUCGAUUAGUUUAUCAAUCGAUUUCAAAAAGGCGGGAAAACAAAAAACACUCGCGCACG